Messenger RNA from Trichoplax adhaerens, 594 nucleotides. RefSeq lists its product as uncharacterized. The transcript is spliced from 5 exons. Gene Ontology annotation, molecular function: Rho GDP-dissociation inhibitor activity; protein binding. Gene Ontology annotation, biological process: Rho protein signal transduction. Lineage: Eukaryota; Metazoa; Placozoa; Uniplacotomia; Trichoplacea; Trichoplacidae. The coding region runs from base 1 to 594 and encodes 197 amino acids. Gene Ontology annotation, cellular component: membrane; cytosol; cytoplasm. The record is from RefSeq and is a predicted model, not a curated record.
AUGGCCGAAGAAUCUAAUAUUAAACCAUUGAACGAAGAACCAGAAGAAACCCCGGGAUAUAAGGCACCAGCACAAAAGUCCUUAGAUGAAAUUAAAAAUCUAGACGCGGAUGAUGAAAGUUUAGUAAAAUACAAGCAAUCGCUACUCGCCGGAGUAGAUUUGACAGCCGCACCAAAAGAUGAUCCUCGGAGAGUAAUUGUUGAAAAGAUGGGGUUAGUUGUCCAGGGUCGCGAUGACAUCGAACUUGAUCUCACAGGUGACUUGUCUGAGCUCAAGGAAAAGACUAUAGUCAUUAAGGAAGGCACCGAAUAUCGAAUCAAAAUCUUUUUCAAGGUGCAUCAUGAAAUUGUAUCCGGAUUAAGAUAUCAUCAUGCUGUGUCUCGUAAGGGAAUCUCAGUUGACAAGCAAUCUUACAUGGUUGGUAGUUAUGGGCCAAAAGCAGAAAUACAAUCCUAUUUAUGCCCUAGUGACGAAGCGCCUAAGGGUAUGAUAGCACGCGGUCACUAUGUUGUUAAGAGCAAAUUUAUUGAUGAUGAUAAGAACGUUCACUUAGCGUGGGAAUGGUCCUUCGAUAUUAAAAAAGACUGGGAAUAA